AUCUGUACAGUGUUCAACACAACUGUCAACCACAGACCAGAGCUGUGUCUUCCUGUUUCUGUCACACGCUAUUCAUUACAAGUUCACCAACUUAAUAAAGGAAAUGGAUUCCUGUUUGCUGUUUCUUCUGCUCCUGUUGAUGGAUAACAAUGGAUUGUGUCAACAAGAGGAAGUUUGCUCAAAGUCAGUGAUCAACUCCUGUGAUGACUGUAUCAGAUCUGGGCCAUACUGCGUGUGGUGCAAACAGCUGAAUUUCACCAAAGCAGGUGAACAGGAAGCAGUGCGUUGUGACACCAAAGCUCAGCUGAUAGAAAGAGGCUGCAUGGCAGAAGCAAUCAUCUCCUCCAACAAUGAGCAAGUGAUUAAGAAAAAUAACCCACUGACCACAUCAUUCAACCGGGAGGAGCCUGUCCAGCUGGCACCACAGGAAAUUGAUCUGAGACUGCGACCCGGGCUUCCUAUGACAUUCAGAGUUUCUUUUAAAAGACUUCAGGGUUAUCCGGUUGAUCUCUACUACCUGAUGGACCUUUCUUUCUCCAUGAAAGAUGACUUGGAAAAUGUCAAAGGACUGGGACAAGAACUUUUUGCAGCCCUGAAGAAAAUUACUCAACAUGGUCAAAUAGGGUUUGGUGCAUUUGUUGAUAAGACAGUCCUUCCUUACACUAACACCAACAAGGAGAAACUGGAUAAGCCAUGUGAUGAGGAUAGCCAGCAGUGUCAGGCUGCCUUUGGCUACAGACAUGUCCUCAGUAUGACACCAAAUCAGAUUGAGUUCGAAGCAAAAGUGAAAGAGCAGUUCAUUUCUGGGAACUUGGACUCUCCAGAAGGGAGUCUUGAUGCCAUGAUGCAAGCUGCUGUAUGUGGGGACAAAAUAGGAUGGAGGAAAAGCAGCACUCGGCUGAUUGUACUGACCACUGAUGAUGGAUUCCACAUGGCUGGCGAUGGAAAACUGGCUGGUAUACUGGAACCCAAUGAUGAACAGUGCUACAUGGAAAACAACCUCUACACCAAGAGCAGUGAGAUGGACUACCCGUCUGUUGGACAACUAGCUAAGCAGUUGGAAAAAAACAAUAUUCAGCCGAUAUUUGCAGUGACAGAAAAUAUGCAAACUGUGUACAAGCAACUCUCUAAAAUGAUUCCGAAAUCAGAGGUGGGAGUUCUGUCACCAGAUUCUAAAAACAUUGUUCAGUUGAUUGAAGCUGCUUACAAUCGGUUGUCCUCCAAAGUAACUUUGACCCAUGACAAUCUCCCUGACAAUGUAAGAGUUCUCUACACCCCUAUAUGCAGUCAUGCAGGACCAACAAGAGACACCGAAGGAUUUUGUGAUCGUGUACAUGUGGGAGAGGAGAUCUCUUUUAAUGUCACUGUGACAGCACUCUCAUGCAUGAAGGACACUUCUUUCACUAUCCGACCACUGGGCAUUAAGGACACAUUGACAGUGACGUUAUCUACAGUGUGUGAAUGUCACUGUCAGGACCCCAUCACCACAAACCACACACACUGCAAAGAGAAGGGAAGUAUCAGCUGUGGCAUUUGCAGCUGCCAUGAAGGCUACGUUGGUCAGUUCUGUGAGUGUGCCAUAGGUGAUAAAGAUGAACGCUCCCUACGGGCAUCCUGUCAAAGGCAGAAUGGCACCGAGUGUGAGGGUCGAGGAGACUGUGUGUGCGGGAGGUGCCAGUGCCACACCACAGAGAAUGGAAAAAGUUACCAUGGUGACUUCUGCGAGUGUGAUGAUGAACACUGUGAGAACUUCCAGAAUAAACUCUGUGGAGGAAAUGGUAAGUGCAACUGUGGUCAAUGUGAAUGCUAUCCGGGCUUUGAGGGCACAGCCUGUCAGUGCAAGGUGUCUGAUGAGAGCUGCCGUACGGUUAACAACACCGUGUGCUACGGCAGAGGGACCUGCAAGUGCAAUCGCUGUGAGUGUAAGGAGGGAUACCAGCGCCCACGAUGCCAGCAAUGUCUCGGCUGCCCUGAUACAUGCCAGACCAAACUGAAUUGCAUCGAAUGCCUCGGUUUUGAAUCAGGUCCCUUUAAAAAAAACUGCUCCGCGGCUUGUGGCAAAAGUAUUUUUCAUGGAAUGGUAGACCAGUUCACCAUAGUAAGUAAGCAGUGCCAGCAGAAGGACUCAGAGGGCUGCUGGAUCAAAUUUAAGCUGGACCAGCUGGUGGGAGAGGAUAACUACAGGGCUGAGAUUCUGAGAGAGAGAGACUGUCCAGAACCACCCAGCAUCGUAGCUAUCAUUGGAGGCUCCAUAGCAUCUGUGGCUCUCAUUGGCAUUAUAGUGCUGCUGCUCAUCAAGCUACUCAUCUACAUGAAGGACCUGAAGGAGUUCAGGAAAUUUGAAAAUGAAAAGAAGAAAUCCCAGUGGGCAAAGGCUGACAACCCACUGUUCCACAAGGCCACCACCACAGUGGCCAACCCCACCUUCACUGGAGAGUGACGGCCUCAACUGCAGCACAGUGCUCACUUAGCAAACACGGCUGUAUCUGAUUUAGGUCUGUUUGUUAGAAGAAUGUCAUUUGUAAUGCUCAUGCGUUAUUUGCAGAUUUCCACUACUGGCAUUAAUGGGGACUUGCUUACUAUUUUAGUGAUGGACUGCUCUCAUUUACCAUCUACAGGCUGCAUGCACCUUUGCUCAAAGCUUAUUUUACUUACAUGAGAUGUAUUGUAAUGUAGUACAGCAUAUAAUAUAUACAGUAGGAGAGUUUAUAGUGGUAUAGCAUGUACAGGUUAAGCAGAAUAUAAUGUGUAUAACACAGUACAUUCACUGGAUGUAUCAUAAGGACAGAGAUACUCAUUCAAAGCACUGUUUUUCUCUUGGUGUGGUUAAUACUUACUAUUAAUAAAUUGACGCUUUAAAAUGA
This is a messenger RNA of Toxotes jaculatrix (banded archerfish), 2864 nucleotides long. It is a transcript of the gene itgb2, whose product is annotated as integrin, beta 2. NCBI's taxonomy places the organism in Eukaryota, Metazoa, Chordata, Actinopteri, Toxotidae. The coding region runs from base 104 to 2440 and encodes 778 amino acids. Gene Ontology annotation, molecular function: integrin binding; amyloid-beta binding. The record is from RefSeq and is a predicted model, not a curated record. Gene Ontology annotation, biological process: cell-matrix adhesion; cell migration; cell adhesion mediated by integrin. The transcript has 17 exons. Gene Ontology annotation, cellular component: focal adhesion; cell surface; integrin complex.